AUGAAUUUUUUCAGGAGCAUUUUCUCUGACGAUCAUAAUGGCAGCUUGGGCAAUGGCGACAGUAGGAAGGGUGUUGGAGGUGCUACUUUAAAUGGCAAGGAAGAAAUGUGGGGGAAGCAAAUUUGCCUGUACAAGAAAGCCAACAAAAUCGACCUACUGAAGAAAAACGAAUUCUACAAGAGCAUUCUUUCGGAGGCCUUCAACGCCCACGACGAAAUUUUUUUGCACCUCAUUCUGAGCCACCUCAUGUCGAGUGUGCUGGAUGAUCAGGAUGGUCGCGCGGUGAGUGGCAAGAGCGGCGGCAUGUGCAGGGGCGUAGUCAUUCGUGCGGACAGCGCACUCAAUAGCCACAACGACACAGCGCUCAAGACAAAGCUAGAGGACGCAAAAAUUAUUCAGGAGUGCGUCAACCAGUUGUUCAUCAACGAAAAGGAAAACAACAAAGUGGUGUUAGAACUCGGUGCAGGAAGUGGACUAGACAGCAUUUUGCUUUUCACGCAUACGAACAUUUUUAGCAAUGGAACUAAUCAAGGAGCAAACCAAGUAGUAAUUAUCGAUGUCAACCCAUUCAAUCUAAGUAACAUUUCGCUUAAUGUCCUAUUAAACGAAGAACUCUUUGGCCACCUAGAUUCAGCAUGGAGGAGUAAAGUAAAAAUAUGCAACAUCGAUUGGACCAAUGAAAAUACGUACUCAUGUGAAAAUGAGCAAAUUGUCACAUAUGACUACAUUAUUGGGGGUGAUUUAAUAUACGAUAAAAAAAUCGUGCCGUCACUUAUCCAUUUAAUUAACUUUAAAAAAAAUGGCAUUUUUCUCUGUGUGUAG
Plasmodium cynomolgi strain B is the source of this 822-nucleotide messenger RNA. RefSeq lists its product as hypothetical. Lineage: Eukaryota; Apicomplexa; Aconoidasida; Haemosporida; Plasmodiidae. The transcript is spliced from 2 exons. The coding region runs from base 1 to 822 and encodes 273 amino acids. Gene Ontology annotation, cellular component: cytoplasm; nucleus. The record is from RefSeq and is a predicted model, not a curated record.